AUAUUUCCCCCGUGUGUGUGUGCGCGCGAGUCACGCCUCUCCUUUGACUUUUUGACUUCCUCUUCGAAAGUAACACAGACAGACAGCCUACAAAUAUAGUGUCGCGUUUCGUCUCGACUUUUUUUUCGCAGUCACACCGAAGCGAGCGGCUGAACAAGACACCUGCCGCAUUGAAAUAAAAAAAAAAAAAGCGCUCAGGUUCGUGCCUUUUUCCUUCCCGUCAGUCAGUGUGUUUCCCGGGACUGAGUCGCUCAUGGACGGGAGCUGCUCCUCCUCGCAGUCUCUGAGCUCCGAGCCGGACUCCAGCGCGCAGGGCUCUCAGGAGCCGCAGGAAGCGCCUGAAGUGCAGGGGGAGGGUGAGGAACGGCGCGCAGCUGGACAGGGAGCGGCUGCACACAGGAAGGCCUACAGAGCGCUGGCUGAGGAGGAGCAGGUGACCCUCAUCACAGAGAGCAUGUCAGUCACCUCAGCGGAUGAAGAGAAGCUGCUGCUGCUCAACCGGAACACCGAACUGCGUCGCAUCAACAAGGAGCUUAUGAGGCUGAACGAAGAGUGGGACCACAUCUACCGUAACACGACCACUGGCCUGCAGCAACGUGUCAACAGUCUGGAACAGGAGGGUGCCACCCUCAAGCAUCUCAACAGCCGGCUGCUUCUCAAAAUGGAACAUGAGCAGAAUAAGAAGGAGUACUAUGAGCAGACGCUUCUGCAAGAGCUCAAGAAGAACCAGCACCUCCAGGAGUAUGUGCGUUUGCUGGAAAACCGCCUGCACCACACUGACACACACCGGGACUGGACAGGGGUGGCACUGAAUGGCUUGGAGGUGGCACAGCCCCCCAAGGUAGGGAGUCCACCAGAGGCCCCCCGACAAGGGUACCAGGACUCGGGCCACAGCUCACCGCUCCUGCCGGGUUCUCCGCCUGCCACAAGUCGGUGGAGCAGGACCCAGGCAACCAAGAGCUCCCCUUGGAGGGAGCCCAGUGUGGAGUCAGACACCGAGAAAGAGAUGAGGAACCUGAAGGAGCAGCUGGAGGCCCUGCGGUGCCAGACACAGAUCUAUGAGGCUGACUACAAGACAGAGCACAAAGACCGCGAGCGCAUGUUGCAGGAGAACAAGAAACUGCGCCUGAAGGAAAGCGAGAUGCGGCAGCAGAUGGCGCUGUUGCAAGAGCAGCUCAAGGUGUACGAGGAUGACUUCCGGAGGGAGCGCUCUGACAAGCAGUUGUUGCAGCGACUCCUCCUGAAGAAGACGCCGUCUAGCGAGCCCGUCCUCGUCCAUCGCUGCAACAACGAGCAGGAGGUACCGACGGCGGAGGGGGGUGACAGGGAGCGGCAGCGGGAGCGAGAGAGGAGGGGCCGCUGCAGCAAGCAGUGCGAACGGCACGGACAUAAGGCCGAGCGCCCACGCAACACAUGUCCGCAGCGGCAUAUGGAGGUGCAAACGUCGCCCUUCUCCGAGGAGUACAACUAAACCCCACCUGCGCUGCACCCAUGUCCCUGUGCGCUCAUCCUGGUAUUGACCAGUCCAAGUUCAGAAAACCCCUCCUGCUCCAUACCUUUUGAAAAACCUGCCUUCAGAAUGUAUCAGCAAUCAAAGUUUACAGCUUUGGAGAGAGUUACACUAAUGCACUGUAACGUAGAACCAUCUCUGAGCUGAGCCCACGAGUCCUUCCACACUGUGACACACACACACACACACACACUGGUAGCUGGAUGGAGAUCACAAACUGAUCACUUAGCCACAUUCAGUGGCUCUGCAGACUGGGCAUUGACACCUUUCAGUUGCCAUGGAGCCCAUUCGCUGAAGAUAUACCAUCCUCACAUUGUUCUAGUAUUUAACUUAAUGGCACCAAAUUCUUACAGUAAUCCUAAUGCACUGAUGUAUGAACAGCUGUCCCCUGACAUGCAGAGUUAACUG
This is a messenger RNA of Scleropages formosus (Asian bonytongue), 1918 nucleotides long. RefSeq names its product TNFAIP3-interacting protein 3. The coding region runs from base 254 to 1471 and encodes 405 amino acids. The record is from RefSeq and is a predicted model, not a curated record. Gene Ontology annotation, biological process: cellular response to lipopolysaccharide; regulation of transcription by RNA polymerase II. Lineage: Eukaryota; Metazoa; Chordata; Actinopteri; Osteoglossiformes; Osteoglossidae. The transcript is spliced from 7 exons.